AUGAAAACAAUUAUUAGUAAUAAUCGAGAAUUAUAUCGUAAAUUACGUGAUGAUUUUCGAGCUAAUUGUAAGUUAAAGACUGAACGAACAUAUAAAAAAGAUAUUGAAGUUAUUGCUGAAAUAUUUCGUCAUCAAUUAAUGUUUAUUAUAAAUCAACAACAAGAUUUAUAUAAUAAUGAUGAAUAUAAUUUUGAAAAUGGAACAUUAAUACAUUUAUCCGAUGUUUUAUUUACACAUUUAUUACCUAUUUAUAAUUUUCAUAUAGAUUUUCUUCGACAACGUAAACAACGAAUAUCUAUUUGGAAAACUCGUUCUAUAUCAGGUAAUGAACAUUUUAAUGUUUAUAAAAUAACUCAACAAAUAGGAGAUUUAAUUGAAAUUUUACCAAGAUAUGAACAUUAUAUAGAAAAUUAUGAUCGUUUAUUAUCAGAACUUGAAUAUGUUCUUAAACAUAAUCGACGUUUUGAUAUAAUUUAUAAAGAAUUCGAAUCGGAAAAA
This is a messenger RNA of Rotaria sordida, 498 nucleotides long. The record is from the annotation of a GenBank genome assembly. Lineage: Eukaryota; Metazoa; Rotifera; Eurotatoria; Philodinida; Philodinidae.